AAGUGGAAAAAAAGUUAAACAAUUAAAAAUGUAAAGGCCGCUACUUUUGCGACUAUAUAAAAUUCGACUCUAGUCGCCAUAGGCUUUCACAUCCUCGUUGAGAACUAGUACACCAAAUAUGGGGUUGACCGGAACCACGCUGGUGUUGGUGUGUGUGGCCUUCUUCGGCAGCGCUGCAGCCCACAAUUGCCAGAACGGAACGAGACCCGCAUCGGAGGAAAACCGAGAAGGCUGCGACUAUUACUGCUGGAACUCUGGCACCAAUUCAUGGGACCAAUUUUUCUUUGGGGACGGAGAAAAAUGCUUUUACAACACUGGCGAAAAGGGAAUUUGUCAAAACGGAGAAUGUCAUUUGACAAAUAAUUCAGGUGGGCCCAACGAGACUGAUGACAACACUCCUGCGCCCACUGAAAAGCCCAAGCAAAAAAAGAAGAAAACUAAGAAGCCUAAGAAACCUAAGCGCAAGUCAAAGAAAGAUCAGUAGGAGAACUUCUCACUAGAAGAACUAAACCUAAACCAGGCUAAAUAAAGUUGAGCACACUGA
Molecule: messenger RNA, 544 nt
Organism: Ixodes scapularis (black-legged tick)
Lineage: Eukaryota; Metazoa; Arthropoda; Arachnida; Ixodida; Ixodidae
Exons: 4
Coding region: 119-484 (121 amino acids)
Source: RefSeq, a predicted model, not a curated record